Messenger RNA from Propithecus coquereli (Coquerel's sifaka), 1533 nucleotides. RefSeq names its product rho GTPase-activating protein 27-like. Gene Ontology annotation, biological process: regulation of GTPase activity. Gene Ontology annotation, molecular function: protein binding. The record is from RefSeq and is a predicted model, not a curated record. Gene Ontology annotation, cellular component: cytoplasm. NCBI's taxonomy places the organism in Eukaryota, Metazoa, Chordata, Mammalia, Primates, Indriidae.
AUGAACCAGGGCUCUGUAAGUCUGCCCAAAGGCCAGCCCCCAAGAGCCCAGACCAAGGAGGAAGGAGGUCCCCAGGUCCUGGCAUCUCCAGUUGCUGAAGGCAGAGGCUCGAAGCUGAGGGUGCCGCAGGAGAGUCUGACGCCCCAGGAGAGGGCAGAAGCAAAGGCUUCCAAGGAGGGAGAGAUGGAGGAGGGGGAGGUGGACGAACCUCCGGAGCCCGUGUACGCGAACGUAGAGAGGCAGCGUCGGGCCACUUCACCGGGCGCUGCCGCGGCCCCCCACCCCAGCCAGGUGUCGGAGACGCACACGGACGCCAGCACCGGCCGCCCCUACUACUACAACCCCGACACGGGUGUGACGACCUGGGAGUCGCCCUUCCAGGCUGCCGAAGGCUCCGCUAGCCCAGCCACCUCCCCGACCUCGGUGGGCAGCCGCGAGAGCCUCGAGACCGAGUGGGGCCAGUACUGGGAUGAGGAGAGCCGCAGGGUGUCCUCCUACAGCCCCCUGACCGGGGAGACCGCCUGGGAGGACCCCGAGGACGACGAGCUGGAGAUGCAGCCGAGCCUGAGCCCUGGCAGCCCCAGGGACCAGAGGCCUCCCACCCCCGACACGGACUACCCCGAGUUGCUGACCAGUUACCCGGAGGAAGACUAUUCCCCCGUGGGCUCCCUCCGUGAGCCCGGCGCCACCUCUCCCUUGACCACAUCCCCUGGCUGGUCUUGUCACAUCAGCCAGGACAAGCAGACGCUUUACACCAACCACUUCACCCAAGAGCAGUGGGUGAGGUUGGAGGACCAGCACGGGAAACCACACUUCUACAACCCAGACGACUCCUCCGUCCGGUGGGAGCUGCCCCAGGUCCCUGUCCCUGCCCCUCAAAGCAUCUGCAAAUCCAGCCAGGACAGUGACGCUCCAGCCCAGGCCAGCCCCCCUGAGGGGAAGGUAAUGGCAGAGGUGGGUAAUGUUGGGAAGUGGGAAGGAAUUUCUCCUGCUGCUGCUGCUGUGGGAAUCAAGACCCUGGACAAGGCAGGGGUGCUGCAUCGCACCAGGACGGUGGACAAGGGAAAGCGGCUCCGGAAGAAGCACUGGAGUGCCUCGUGGACAGUGCUGGAGGGUGGUGUCCUGACAUUCUUCAAGGACUCAAAGACCUCAACUGCAGUCGGCCUGAGGCAGCCUUCCAAGUUCUCCACUCCUGAGUACACAGUGGAGUCUCUCUCUGGGCCCUCUCUCUCCUGGGCCCCCAAAGACAAAUCCAGCAAGAAGAAUGUGCUAGAGCUACGGAGCCACGAUGGCUCGGAGUACCUGAUCCAGCACGACUCAGAGGCCAUCACCAGCACCUGGCACAAGGCCAUCGCCCAGGGCAUCCAGGAGCUGUCUGCAGACUUGCCCCCGGCAGAGGAAAGUGAGAGCGGCAGUGUGGACUUCGGGUCUAGUGAGCUCCUGGGAAGCUGGCAGGAGAAAGAGGAUGACACGCGGCUGAGUCCAGGUGUGUGCAGGGGACAGGGUGGGGAGCAUCCCGGAGACCUCUCUUAG